This is a messenger RNA of Spinacia oleracea (spinach), 832 nucleotides long. Its product is annotated as major pollen allergen Lol p 11. The coding region runs from base 116 to 607 and encodes 163 amino acids. The record is from RefSeq and is a predicted model, not a curated record. The transcript has 2 exons. Lineage: Eukaryota; Viridiplantae; Streptophyta; Magnoliopsida; Caryophyllales; Amaranthaceae.
UGUGAGAGUGUGGGACAACCUUCUCAACUUCUCUCACUAAAUUUAUUACUUUCUCACUCCUCUUUCCAUUAUAACCACCAUUCUCACUCCAACUUUCAAUAUUUCAAUUCAAACAAUGGCGAAGAUAAUUGGAGUAUUGGUGCUACUAUGUGUACUUCCAGCCUUAGCAAUGGCCGCUGGUAGGCCAGAGAAGAAGCCUUACUGUGUUCGUGGUCGCGUGUACUGUGACCCUUGCCGUGCUGGUUUUGAGACCGCCGCUUCUACUUAUCUAGAAGAUGUGAAGGUGAAGUUGGAAUGCCGCCACAGACGCACACAGGGUAUCCUCUACUCAGCCGACGCCAAAACCGAUGCAACCGGAUCCUACGAGAUUUUUGUUGCAAACGACCAAAAGGACAACAUUUGCGACACCAUGUUAGUGAGCAGCCCUCACCCAAGGUGCAAAUUGGCUGACCCAGGACGUGACCGUUCCCGUGUUGUCCUCACCAGCAACAACGGUGUGGUUUCCAACGAACGAUAUGCCAACAACUUAGGGUUCACCGUUGAGGAGCCAAUGAGUUUCUGUGCUCAGCUUAUGCAGCAAUAUCAGCUCACUGAAGAUGAAGUAUAGAUUUUAGAUUCAUCUACAUAUAUGUAAUGCUUAUUAUGCACCUCGCUUAGUUAUAUACCUUUGACAGUAUUGAUGAUGAUCGAUGUGUUAUUGGUUGUUGCUAAUAUGAGCCACAUUUGUAUUCGUUAUAAUUUGUGUUAUUAGUUGUAUGAGUAUGAGUUUACAUGACUUCAAUGAUGUUGAACUACAUUGUAUUGAUAAGUAGGAUACCGGUAAUAUUUAUUA